This is a messenger RNA of Cicer arietinum (chickpea), 2428 nucleotides long. RefSeq lists its product as uncharacterized. The record is from RefSeq and is a predicted model, not a curated record. Lineage: Eukaryota; Viridiplantae; Streptophyta; Magnoliopsida; Fabales; Fabaceae. Gene Ontology annotation, biological process: transcription initiation at RNA polymerase I promoter. Gene Ontology annotation, molecular function: RNA polymerase I core binding; RNA polymerase I general transcription initiation factor activity. Gene Ontology annotation, cellular component: nucleus.
UAUAAUAUCUUUUGCUAGUUAUUAUAAAACAAUAAGAACAGAAGUGAGAAGGCAACAAGGUUGGACCUGGACAUACUGCUAUCGCAAAAUAGCAUAUCUCCCGGUAACCCUAGUUUAGCCGCCGCCCUCACGUCCUCUGCCAAGAUCCGCCGCCAGUCGUACCUGGCCACACAACACAGGCUUACUCAGUCGCGCAUUGCAGGAUUGAGGUUCUUAACGUUGGGUUUUAACAGAGCAUGGGAAAGGUGCAUGGGAUGAGUGGUCAGGAAGAAUUACCUGAAAUGGAGACUACUGAUGUCAGUGAUUUGCAGUUAAUAUACAGCGUCAGAGAUACCCUUGUUGAAGUCACGUUGGGUGUUAGAGAGAACUACGACGAGCUUGUUCGCUAUUUGCACCCAAAAAGGAAUCCUAGUGCUGAAGAAUUUGCUGCACUCGUGACAACUUUAAGAGGGCUUUCUGGAGCAGUGUCGUACAUAGACCCUGCCCAUCACGAUGCUCUUCUUUUUGCUCUUUCGAGAUUGAGCUUGUGGAAUUAUGCAACUGUUGUCAUGGAUGCUUUGCUUGAACUCAUUGUAUCAUUGGCUGUUUCCAAUGGAAUGUAUAUUGAUUGGUGCCUGGAGAUGCUGGUGAAACAUUUUGUGCCACCUAUUUAUCUCUUUGAUUUUCUGAAAGAGACAAAUGGAAUUGAAAAGAAGAAUAAGGUUCUGUCUCGGGUGCAUGCUGCUUUGGAACAAAUAUCUGAUUUGGUGCCCCUUGCUCCCUUGCGUUUAUCUCCAAUAGUCGUCCAGAAAAUGCCGAAAUCCUGCAAAAUGUCGGAACCUGAGAUUGUCAUGUAUGUUGAGAAUAUGUUAAGGCUUGAGAGUGGUGCAAUUGGAGAAAUUGUUGGUGGUACAAUGCUACCUGCGCUUGUGGAUAGGUUGAUAGAGUUGGAUGUGGGAAUUGGAUGGGAUGGCAACUUGCAGGAGGAUGUCAAAUGCAUAUUUGAAUUGGAGUUAGAAGAGAUUGCUGAAUUUGCAGACGAGGAUGAGAAUAUUUUUAAUAUGUCUACCACAGAUAUGUUAAAUAGGAACAAUUUGCAAGGCAACAAGGUUGCGGAACAAUUAGAUAGCCUAAUUGUGCUGAUUUUUUUGCAUCUUGAAUCCUGUCAAAGCAGUGGCCGAAUUGCUGAGGUAUUUGAUAUUUUACUAAAGUCAUUUGAGAGAACUGUGUUGAAUGCUUACAAGUCAAAAUUUACCCAGUUUGUGAUGUUCUAUGCAUGUGCACUGGAUCCUGAAGGAUGUGGUGUGAAAUUUGCCAUGGUUCUUACAGAGAUGUUUGGUUCUGAUGUUAAUCCUCCUAUUACUAGGAUGAGUGCUGUGGCUUAUCUUGCUAGUUAUUUAUCUCGUGCGAAGUUUCUUUCAUCUGCAUUGGUUGCUAGUGUCAUACAAAGGUUGGUAGAUUGGUGUUUUUCAUAUUGCAUGUUACAUGAUGUUGAUAUGAACCCGCAAGCACAUCAAGUUUUUUAUUCUGGUUGCCAGGCUAUCAUGUACCUUCUAUGUUUUCGCAUGAGAUCAUUGGUGGAUGUUCCUAGGCUUAGAAUGCAGCUUAUCAAAAUGCCUCUGGAGCCAAUGUUGAAACAUAAAUUGAGUCCCUUGAAGGUGUGUUUGCCUAGUGUAGUAGAGGAAUUUCUUAGACAGGCAAAGGCUGCUCGGCUUUUCAUGACAUCUGAGUCAUUUGUUUUCAAUGAUUUGCUCGAGUCUGAUCUUUCCAAGGCAUUUGGUGGGACGGAUAGACUUGACAUGUUCUUCCCAUUUGACCCAUGUUUGUUGAAGAAAAGCCAAAGUUACUUAAAGCCACAUUUUGUCCACUGGUCAAGAGUCAGAACUACAUAUGAUACCAAUGACAAUGACGAAGACAGUGAUAGUGGAAGUGAAGCAUCUGACGAUGAUUUUGUUGACGGGAAUGCAAAGGAUAGUAUUGAUGAUGAUAUGAUCAUGGGUGUUGAAGCCGGUCUUGAUUUUGAUGCUGACUUGAACAAAAUGUCCAUCACGCCCAAAUCUAUGAAAUAUGGGUUUGUGACACAGAUGGAACGGGGUAUGCGAAUGCCCACAAGAAUCUGACCAUCCGGUAGUCUAGAGUUUUUGUGAUACAUAAUAGUAGAUUACUACAUAUUCGUUCAAGCUUGUCGUGAAAGCCUGUCAAUUUUGCAAUGUUCUAGGCCAGCUACUACUCAUCAAGAUAGUGGUCUUACAAAAAAAGAGCAUUCCUUUUUUUUUUUUUUGGGAGGGGGUGGCAUUUGUAGUUUUGAUGUUUAGCAUUUUCUUCAUUUUUUUUUUGCCUUUCAUUGACUGUUAAGGAAACUGAAUAUAGGCAGACAACUAAAAAUAUUCAUUCCUCAGUAUCGUGUAAGUAUGAUAUUUAUGUGAGUUUUAGUUAAAUAUUUAUGUUA